AUGUCCGCACGAGAAAAAUGUGAAUAUCAAAUGAAAGAAUUACAUCGAGAAAUUUUGGAAAAUGAAAACGAAAUACAAAAAAUUGAACGAGAAAUCGAACAAUUAAAAGAAAAAGGUGUUACUCGAUUGGAAGAAAAAAGACAACUUUUCCAAGAGACAAUCAAAAUUUUGCAACAAAAGCUCGAAGAAAUGACCGAAUCUGUUCGAAUAACUAAUGAAAAAUCGGAAAACAAUCAAAAGAAUCUCGUUAUUGCUGAAGAACAACUUAAUGCACUCGAUGUCGUAGGGAAAGCAUUGAAAGAGACCGAAGAGGAACUAAAAAAGACUCUCCAAGAUCUCGAAUAUCAACAUAUCGAUAAAGCGAAUGAAUUGAGCUGUAUGCAAGAAAAAUUACGUAUUCUAGAAGAUUUAAUUUAUCAAGCAGAUACAAAAAUGAAAACUCUCGAACAACAACAGAAACAACAAUCGACCGAACUCAAAUCUCUGCACAAUGAGCAAGAGAAACUCGAUGCGACUUUGGCCGAUUUCAUUAAUCAAAGUAAUGAACUGUGUGAGCACAUGGAUGAAGCAUUAUGA
This is a messenger RNA of Didymodactylos carnosus, 576 nucleotides long. The record is from the annotation of a GenBank genome assembly. NCBI's taxonomy places the organism in Eukaryota, Metazoa, Rotifera, Eurotatoria, Philodinida, Philodinidae.